Messenger RNA from Trifolium pratense (red clover), 2039 nucleotides. RefSeq lists its product as uncharacterized. Lineage: Eukaryota; Viridiplantae; Streptophyta; Magnoliopsida; Fabales; Fabaceae. The transcript has 4 exons. The coding region runs from base 96 to 389 and encodes 97 amino acids. The record is from RefSeq and is a predicted model, not a curated record.
CUCAAAAUAUCUUUCAAGUUCCAUCUCAUGUACUUUUUCUAUUUGUUUGCAUUCUUCUAUUUCUUUCUUUAUUCUUAUUUGUUUUGUCCAUAGCUAUGGUAACAGAAUUAAGCACAAUGCAUAAUCACAUUCAUGAAUACCCUCUUCCUUGUUUAUAUUGUCAUCCACAUAGCUAUAUUAGGAUGGUUCAUAAUCUCAUAGAGAGAUGCUUGAUCUUUCAAAUGAGUCAAGACCAAUGCAUAAAGACAUUAUCAGAACAUGCAGGGAUUGAGCCACUUGUUACUCUUACAGUGUGGAGAGAGUUGCAAAAGGAGAAUGAGGAGUUCUUUAGAGCAUACUUGCAACAAAAUAUACCUCAGAGGCCAUUCAUGACCUUGGCGUGCAAUUGAGUUAUGAAAAAUACCAACUAUGGGGAUUUAGCAAAGUGGAGUUGAAUUUAGAUUCUCAAGUUGUGGUGCAAGUGAUUAAAAAUAAGAGGCUGAAUAGUUUGAUGGGGAGUACUAGAGAUGGAUUGGGAAGUUGAAGUUACACGAGAGACAAACAAGUGUGUUGAUAUUUUGGCUAAUAUUAGUUGUUCUCUUGAUCAUGCGAUCAUGACAUAUGAUGUUUAUCCGGAUCAACUUAGUGAGCUUUAUGCUGCGGAUUGUCUGGGAAUUUCUACCCCUAGAAUGAUCCUUGUGUAAAUCUUUUUUUUUUGGUUUAGGCUCUCAUCAUUAUAAAAAAUAAAAUAUCAACGGUCUAAAAAUAAAAUAGGCUUAAAUGCACUUUUGGUCCCCUUAUUUUUAAAAAAAUGAAGUUUUCAUCCCCUAUUUUAAAAACCAACUUUUUGAUCCCCAAUUUUAAUUUUUUGUUAGUUUUGGUCCCCCACUUCAUUUUAGAGUCAUUUUUGCUGAUGUAGCCUAUUACUAAUGACGUGGCAGCGUCUAGUGGACAAUUUAUUACAUGUCAUUAUUAAAAUUUUAAAUUUAAUAAUUUAUUUUUAAAAAAUAAUAAACAUUUAUGUGUUCAUCAUGAUCUUCAAUAUUGUUUAUCGUGUUUGUCAUCUUCUUUGUCAAUAAACCCAAAAUUUUCAAAUACCACCUUCAUCAAAAUCAAUAAACUCAAACAAAAUUAUCUUCAAGAAACCUAAACCAUCUUUAUCAACUCAAAAAAUCUAAAUCCCCACAUCUAUACCCUAAAUUUUUCAAAUCUUGAAAAAUCCCAAAAUUCCCUCAUUCACAAUCUGAUUAUCAAUUCCCUCAUUCGACCUAACCCAACCCAGGGGUCGACACCUCACGCAUUUGGGAACCUGCAUAUAUCCCCACAAUUUUAGGUUCAAUUUUUCAGCAUAUAUCCACAAGUUGGUUGUUUGAUUAAAAUGCAUACUUCUUUAAUUUGGGUGCUCUAUCUACUAUACUGUGCUUACUUCUUUUUUUCCUCAAAGAUCAAUUGUAUGUUUGAUGGUAUAUUAAAAAUUUGUAUGUUUUAGGUUUCUAGAUGAUGAUUUUGUUUUGUUUGAGAUUGAUUUUGAUGAAGGUGUUUUCUAAAAAUUUGGGUUUAUUGAUAAAGAUGAUGAUGAACAAUGAAGAUCAUGAUAAACACAUUAGAUGUUUAUUAUUUUUUAAAAUAAAUUAUUUAAUUUAAAAUUUUAAUAAUGACAUGUAAAAGAAAUUUGUCCACUAGGCGCUGACACAUCAUUAGUAAUAGGGUCACAUCAGCAAAAUUGACUCCAAAAUGGUGUGGGGGACCAAAACUAACAAAAAAUUAAAAUUGGGGGAUCAAAAAGUUGGUUUUUAAAAUAGGAGGAUUAAAAUUUCAUUUUUUUUAAAAUAGGGGGACCAAAAGUGAAUUUAAGUCAACAAAAUAUUAAUAUUUAUAUAUAUAUAUAGAUUUGGCACGAGUUUUUUUUAGCUUAUAAUCAAAGUCUUUGAUUUGAUCUCUACCUUGGACAUGUAGUAGCAUUAAAAUUUUUAGGAAGGAUUUGCCGCCCAUUUGAAUUCCAUAAGACUCGGAGGAUUAGCCUCUGUAAUUGCGCACAAAAGAUAUCUAGUUUAUGUAAA